Molecule: messenger RNA, 4480 nt
Organism: Oncorhynchus nerka (sockeye salmon)
Lineage: Eukaryota; Metazoa; Chordata; Actinopteri; Salmoniformes; Salmonidae
Gene: grik4
Product: glutamate receptor, ionotropic, kainate 4
Exons: 20
Coding region: 1-3048 (1015 amino acids)
Biological process (GO): modulation of chemical synaptic transmission; synaptic transmission, glutamatergic; monoatomic ion transport
Cellular component (GO): kainate selective glutamate receptor complex; presynaptic membrane; plasma membrane
Molecular function (GO): transmitter-gated monoatomic ion channel activity involved in regulation of postsynaptic membrane potential; kainate selective glutamate receptor activity
Source: RefSeq, a predicted model, not a curated record
AUGACGUACAAUGGUUCCAGACACUACCCCACACAUCCUGUCUCAGACCUUAUCUCCCACAAGGCCGAAGCAGGGACCGCCAUACUUGACGACCCAAUGGAGUGCAGCCGGGGUGAGCGAUUGGCCAUCACUCUGGCAAAGGACAGCAUCAACCGGUCCAGUAACCGCUCCACAACGGGAAAGCUGGAGGUGGACAUCUUUGAGCUGCUGAGAGACAGUGAAUAUGAGAUGGGAGAGACCAUGUGCCAGAUCCUGUCCAAGGGAGUGGUGGCAGUCCUGGGUCCCUCUGCCAGCCCUGCUUCCAAUUCCAUCAUCAGCAAUAUCUGUGGAGAGAAAGAGGUUCCCUAUGUGAAAGUGGCCCCCGAGGACAUUCUGAAGGUUCAGUUCCCCCGCUUCACCACCCUGGACCUGCGCCCCACCAACACAGACAUCAGCCUGGCCGUGGCUGGCCUGCUCACCUUUUUCAACAGCACCACAGCCUGUCUCAUCUGUGCCCAGGCCGACUGCUUAUUAAAUCUGGAGAGACUGCUACGCCAGUUCCUCAUCUCCAAGGAGACCCUAUCGGUUCGCAUGCUGGAUGACAGCCAGGAUCCCACACCCCUUCUCAAGGAGAUUCGCGAUGACAAGACUGCCACCAUCAUUGUGGACGCUAACGCCACAAUGUCCCACAUCAUUUUGGAACGAGCGUCGGAGCUGGGCAUGCUUUCCGUCUACUACACCUACAUCUUCACCUCGCUGGAUCUCAGCGAUCACAGCCUCAUUGCCUGCAUCCGCUAUGCAUCCUAUGCAUCCGCGCUCAAACGACCAGCCCUCAUCACUGUCAAACGCUCCCUAAAACACUUCUGCGAGCAGGCCUUUCUAAUCGACUUGGCCCAGGAAUUCUCUCUGCUGCGAUUGGAUGACGUGCCCAGUGAGCGGGUGAACAUUCUGGGCUUUUCCGUCUUCAACCGAACACACCCCUUCUUCCAGGAUUUCCUCCUCAGCCUCAACCGUUCCUGGCAGGAAAACUGUGACCACGCCCCCUUCGCCGGCACACCGCUAUCGUCGGCGCUGCUGUUUGACGCAGUGCAUGCGGUGGUGGCGGCGGUCCAGGAGCUCAACCGUAGCCAGAACGUGGGCGCCACGCAGCUCUCUUGCAAGUCCUCCAAGAUCUGGGAGCAUGGCACCAGCCUCAUGAACUACCUGAGGAUGGUAGAAUUGGAAGGACUAACGGGCCACAUUGAAUUCAACAGCAAAGGCCAGCGGUCCAACUACGCCCUGCGGAUCAUGCAGAACAGUAGAGACGGCCUAAGGCAGAUUGGCCAGUGGCACUCAGAGCAGGGCCUGUCCAUGGAGAGGAAGCUUCCGUCAAUCAACGUGACAGACACUCUCUUCAACACCACCCUCACCAUCACCACUAUUCUGGAGAACCCUUACGUGAUGCUACGACCGAACCACCAGGAGAUGGAAGGGAACGAGCGCUAUGAGGGAUUCUGUGUGGACAUGCUGAAGGAGCUGGCGGACAUCUUGAAGUUCAAGUACUGCAUCAAUCUGGUGGGGGACGGGGUGUACGGGGUAUCGGGGACCAACGGUACCUGGACGGGCAUGGUGGGAGAGCUCAUCUCCAGGAAAGCGGACCUAGCCGUAGCGGGGCUCACCAUCACCGCGGAGAGGGAGAAGGUCAUCGAUUUCUCCAAGCCUUUUAUGACCCUGGGAAUCAGCAUCAUGUACCGUGUGCACUUGGGCCGCAGACCUGGCUACUUCUCCUUCCUAGACCCUUUCUCCCCUGGGGUGUGGCUCUUCAUGCUGCUAGCCUACCUGGCAGUCAGCUGUGUGCUCUUUCUGGUUGCCAGACUCACCCCCUACGAGUGGUACAAUCCCCACCCCUGCCUGAAGGGGCGCUGUAACCUCCUCAUCAACCAAUACUCGCUAGGCAACAGCUUCUGGUUCCCCGUGGGGGGGUUCAUGCAGCAGGGGUCCACCAUCGCCCCCCGCGCCCUCUCCACGCGCUGCGUCAGUGGAGUAUGGUGGGCGUUCACCCUGAUCAUCAUCUCGUCCUACACGGCCAACCUGGCUGCCUUCCUCACUGUCCAGAGGAUGGAGGUGCCCAUCGAGUCAGUGGACGACCUGGCUGAUCAGACGGCCAUCGAGUACGGCACCAUGCACGGGGGCUCCACCAUGACCUUCUUCCAGAACUCGCGCUACCAGACGUACCAGCGCAUGUGGAACUUCAUGCACUCCAAGCAGCCCAGUGUGUUUGUGAAGAGCACGGAGGAGGGCAUCGCCCGCGUGGUCAACUCCAACUAUGCCUACCUGCUAGAGAGCACCAUGAACGAGUACUACCGGCAGCGCAACUGUAACCUCACCCAGAUAGGAGGUCUGCUGGACACCAAGGGCUACGGCAUCGGCAUGCCAGUGGGGUCAGUGUACCGGGAUGAGUUUGACCUUGCCAUCCUCAAGCUGCAAGAAGACAACCGCCUAGAGAUCUUGAAGAGGAAAUGGUGGGAUGGUGGCAAGUGUCCAAAGGAGGAGGAUCACCGUGCCAAAGGACUAGGCAUGGAAAACAUAGGCGGUAUCUUCGUGGUGCUGGUGUGUGGUCUGCUGGUGGCCAUCUUCAUGGCGGUGCUGGAGUUUAUGUGGUUUCUGCGGCAGACGCCCGGAACAGAGCUGUCGGUGUGUGAGGAGAUGCUACGGGAGCUCCAGGGGAUCGUCCUGUGCCGGGACAGCCUACAGCUGAGGCGUCGGCGGGGGACAACCAUGCUCCGUCCUCGCUCCCUGCCCCUGGAAGAGCGCCGGGCAAGGGCGGCUGCCGUCAGCCUGAGCAAUGGCAAGUUGUGUGGCGCUGCCGCCGGCCUGCCCCUCUCCGAGCCCCUCUCCCACAGACUGGCGCAGGAGGCGGCUUUGGUGGCGCGUGGCUGCAGCCACAUCCGCAUCUGCCCCGAGUGCAGGCGCUUCCAGGGGCUGCGCGCCAUGCGUCCCGGGGGAGGCCCCAGCCACGGCGCCUCGCCCACCCACAGCGAGGAGAGCAUAGAGUGGGAGAAAACGACCAACAGCAGCGAACCCGAAUAACAAUGACCCCCUCCCCCUUGACCUGGACAACCCUUUUUACCUACCUAGACCACCACACACCCACUGUACCCAGUAGGCAUAUCUCCACAAGGGCAACAGGGGGCAUCAUGGGAAGGUCAUGUGGUACUGUGACAGGAGCUGCCUUGAUCCUGGUGUAUUUGAUCUGGGAGGACGGUGGCUGGGGCGUUGGCUUUGGCUGUGGAAAUUCUGGGCACGUCCCCCCUGGAAGGGAUCUUUGAGUUGAGUGGAGCUCUGGAAUGAUGCCCUGGGCUUAGUGUUGGAACUCCCGUUGUACAUGUCCAUAGAGACUACCAGAGGAAGUCCGUGAGAGGGGACACGACCUCUCUGUAUGGGCUGUCUGUCUCGAAGGCCCUAUGCCCUGUCUAGGAUGUGAAGGACACAGGUUACGGGGCAUUUGUACUAUGCAGUAUUUUCUGUUACUCGUGCUAAUUGUUGAUUUGUUUAUAAAUUAUUUGUCCUUUUGUUGUGUUCUUGAUAUUGAUCAUAUUGUUACUCUUCUAUUGUUCUCUGAGACGAUACAAUUUUUUAUUUUCCCGAGAACUGUGGACAUUAUUGCCUUUUCAGAGCUACAAACAGAGAACACAUAGAAAAAGACUUCCAAGUGCCCGACAAAACCGAGGAUAUUGAGCGAUGGGAAAGCACCACGGCCUUGAGACGACGACGACAAAGAGAACUGAACAUGAAGACAAACACAAUGACUUGUUUUAUAAUAGUGACCGUAUUCUAUACGGAACAUGUGUUUGCAACAUAUUUCCGAAAGACAGCAACGCAUGUCAGCAGGUGUGAUGCUGAUGAUUGGAGGGGAGAAUGAGUUUCCCGUUCAAACAAUUUGCCCAGAGACACAAAGAACCCCAAUGUAAUCCGAAAUAGUCCCCAUUCGUUCCCUUUGCGCAUGUGUGGGCCCUGUCUCUUGAUAUUGCCCCCAGAUCACAAGUCAUAAACAAUACCAGGAACCACAACAUACCACCAUUUUGAGUUUCUUUCCAUUGUCCAUUGUGGUAUACAGUAUCAUAUGAAUCCCAUAUACUGUAAGAAAUUGGUAUUGGUUUGCUAUUUCAAAUUUGUGCCCUCCAUUCCCUCUGUUCAACUCACUCUCUUUGUCAUCGUGCUGCACCAUUGCCUCGACAUGACUCAGACACAAUCUCUGCGGCGUGCACUACACACUCAUGCACACGCACAGAAAUGCACACAGUCACACAUGCAGGCACACAGGCAUGUGCACACACACACGGACUCAUCGCACACAAACAAUACACGCAGCCAAUGCAGACAGUCACACUGCAGAGGUAGUCAUACUGAGAUGGUGGCAUUGGGAAGAAUUCAACACAUUCCAGAACCAAUUAAAACUCCCAGUAAAUGUUUUUUACAGGAAUUUUACUCUGAUUUAUUAAAGGCUCCACCCAAAAUGAAA